Exophiala spinifera is the source of this 2169-nucleotide messenger RNA. RefSeq lists its product as uncharacterized. Gene Ontology annotation, molecular function: DNA binding; zinc ion binding; DNA-binding transcription factor activity, RNA polymerase II-specific. The transcript is spliced from 2 exons. NCBI's taxonomy places the organism in Eukaryota, Fungi, Ascomycota, Eurotiomycetes, Chaetothyriales, Herpotrichiellaceae. Bases 1 to 2169 code for a protein of 722 amino acids. Gene Ontology annotation, cellular component: nucleus. Gene Ontology annotation, biological process: DNA-templated transcription. The record is from RefSeq and is a predicted model, not a curated record.
AUGUCUACCCGCAGGGUUACUCCGUCCCCCGCCAUUGGAAACAUGACCUGGUGCUCAUGGAUGAAGCUUGAUGAUCGCAAGGAAGCCUCAGGUGGACAGCCUCCGUGUGGCCGGUGUAAAAAGGAGAAGCGUGAAUGUAUCCUGGGCACCUCCAACCGCGGUGGCAGUCGGGUCAGGAAGAAGACCAUCUCAACCACACCCUCCACAGGCCUAACCCAUCCUGCUCUCACUCCUCUUCUCGACAUCUCUGCAAAACCUCCGUCUCAGAUCAUUCCGCGGACAACCACUGGCAAGGAACAUCAAGAUGGCACACUAGCAGGAAACACGGCGGAAGACGACGACUCUGCGUCAACCGUCGACAGUACUUUGGGACAUACCAUACCAAGAAAUCCAUCCGAUGCAUGGCAGCUACUGAAGGAUGUGGCCAACCGUGAGGCAGAGCAUCUCCAAACAUCAGCGGACCCAUACAAAAACAGUGUGACGCCGAGUCAGAAUGUGAGUGAUGAGUCCCGGGUCGAGCCUCGCGGCUCGAUCGAUGGCAUUCAUGCAGGCAUCGCGACUUAUCGUCUGGUCCGAGAGGGUUACCUUGAACCAGGCAUGGUACAGAUGCUUGUUAGUCGCUAUGCUGAGUAUUACCAUGCCUAUCUCCCUCUGGUGCCACGGAAGUAUUUUGAUCCCGCGCAGUUGGAUAUAUUUGCGGCUAACGACAAACACCUCCUGACCGCCGUUCUAACAAUCUCAUCAAAAGACUUGGUUGAACAACCACAUAUACACCUCUGCUGCUCUCGAUAUAUGCAUGAUCUGAUAUCAGGGAUCGCUGCAGGGCACGACUGUGAUGUCGAAGCUGUCGAAGCGCUGCUCCUCCUCGCCGAAUGGGAACCACAGGGCCUGCGAAACCGCAUAGAGGCAGUUGGACGAGGCGAGGAAGACCGCAGUGCGUGGAUGCAUGUCGGUAUUGCGCUGCGGACGGGUUACUUUCUUGGGUUGGACAGAACUGCAUUUCGUCAAGAGUCUGCCGAAGAAGCCAGGAUCGACGGCCGUAAACGCCUGGCUUGGGCCAACUGUUACGUCUCAGAUCGUCUCAUCUCUGUGCGGAUUGGCAAAGCCUUCUGGUCGCGGGGCCCUGGACCUAUGACUGGGUUGUCUCCUCAAGACUUUCCCUCUCUUCAGCCAUUCAGUCCAGGAGAUGAGGACUACGCAAAGAUCAUGCAAGCCACCCUUGAUCUCACCCAGCUCUAUUCGAACGUGCACGAUGUUCUCUACUCGGGCAUGAGAACAAGUGGGCAGAUGAUGCUCAUGGGUGAUUAUGUCAAGUAUGUGGACGACUUCCGCACGGCUCUCGCCCGUUGGAACACAACCUGGGGUAAACUGGAAUGCUCGCCACAGAUCAAAGUGACCCUUCAACUGUCCUAUGAAUACUUGUGUCUAUACACCAACGCGUUUGUGUUCCAAGCGGCAAUAUCUCAGGCCAUUGCCAACAAGCCAAAGACCGAUGCCCAUUCCUUGAGAGAUCAUCUCCGUAAUGCAUUUAGCAACAUCGGAGCAAUGCCUGAUGCACGGUUUAUCUGGGCCAGCGUUGCCUCGGCAAAGGCAUACCUAACUCUCCUCAGUACGCAGAUCGACCCCGGUAGGUAUCUGCGAUACAUGCCGCUGCGGUAUUAUCUGUACUGCAUAUAUUCAGCAGUGUUUCUGUACAAAGCGAGAUCGUUCGGUGUAAUGUCGGAAACAGAAGAACGACAAGUUUGGUCGCUGGUCGGUCAGGUAACGGAUGUCCUCAAACGAGCCUCUGUCUCUGCGCAGGAUCCGGGUUCGCGCUAUGCCAGGCUACUGGAGCUGCUGUGGGUGAAGCCUCCUAAAAGUGGCGUCCGCGUACAACAGCCAGUGCAGUCCCCGGCAGCGUCUGAUACUCAGCUGUCGUCAAGUGGCAGUGUCAGGGUCGAUGCCCGCGGACUGCUCCAGUACAGUCCGGCCAACGACUUCUCAUGGCUCGAUCUCGAGGCGGUGGGUGACUACGUUUCGGGAGAUCAGUUAUCGGGCAAUGGGUCACAUCUUCUAGCCCCCAUGGCCGGCUUCGACCCUCCCUCGUUUGUUGCUCAAAAUCCAGGGAUGCAAUGGCAGCAGCUGGGCAACAACGCAAACUGGGACUGGAGUGGCAAUUUAUUCUUUUAG